GUUAGUUUUACUAAUUUUUAUAACGAUAUGCCCUGUUAAUUUUUUCCAACAGGGGUCAGAUUUAGAGUGUGAAAAACUCCCAUUUAAGGUAUAGCUAGACAUCUCUAAAGUUUCUGUCAAAUAAAAAUCAGCCUACUAAAGAGACACAGACAGCAUAGCUAGAUAGAUAUAGAUAGAUUUAGUGCAUAUUUUACAUGGCUAGCCUCACAAAUAUCGGGGGAUAUACCCUGUCUAUUAUUUCCAGGAAGGGGCCAUGGCUUUGAUGUGGAGUCCUGGAGUAUCUUACAGCUACGCAAACUCAAUUCGGGUCAGUGCCUGCAAGACAACUCCCUGCCACAUUCAACGGAAACACAGUUCACCAUCUCUCCAAUUUCCUUCACAUGGCUUGGGUUAACACGGGGCUAUGGUAAUAUUCAAUUGCCUAUUGUUGAAUCGUCACCAAGGGGAAGAACAUCAUAGAUAAAAUACGCAUAUUUUACAUGGCCUCACCUAGAUCCAGGGAUAUACCCUGUCUAUUAUUUCCAGGAGGGGCCAUGGCUUAGAUGGGAAGUCUUAGAGUAUUUAAUGCUCAUUUUGAGCCACACAGACCCAACAGCCGGCAACAUUCAACAGACACAGUGUGCCAUUUCCCCAAUUCUCCUCAUCACAUGGUUCACCUGAGGCUAUGGUAACAUCCCAUGUUGAAUCACUGCCAAUCGAAUCCUUGUCUCCUGCACAAAGUGCGAGAGUUAUAACCACUAAACUACAGCGCAUAGCAACUUCUCCUGUGAUGACCUUCUAUCCUAUUUACCAACUGCAUUAUGUUUCAAGUCAGGAGGUCAAAUUCAAAAGAAAUCCUGAUAUGCUACUGUAUAUAGCUAGACAAGUUGCAGCCGUUGCAACUGUUUUGAUUUUGCGUCUAAAACAAUGAACAUGCGCCUCAUGCAUGCAGGCAAGAAAUUUAAAUAAUAGACCACAACGAUUGAAGUUAAAUAAUUAACUUACUUUUUGUAAUAAUUAAAAACUGAUCUUAGAAAGAGAAAAUGAUAGUUAAGAAAAACCAAUAAUAGCUCCUUUUGGACCGUUUAUUCCUUAAAUCUUUGAAUUAAAGAGAAUAGUCAAUUUGAUCCUUCUUUUAUUACCUGUAAAGAUGCGCACACAUAUACGGGUCUUUAUAAACAUUCACAACUUAUAUCUAUACAGUAUGUACAGUCAUUAAUACUGUUAUUUUUUUGUGAAGAUUUCUGAUAGGACCAUUCUGCUUUACAGAUUCCCUUCAUUACUUUGCUUUGACAAGUAAGAAAUAAAUGUGUCUACCACUUUUGUUAAAAAAGAUUUUCUCAGUCUUGUGUUAUGAACCAUUUCUUUUUAUUCCAUUCAAUAGAGCUAAAAAAUUUAUCAUGCUUGAGCAGAAAACACCCUAUUUGUCGUUAUUUGUGAUGAUAAUGUAAUGACAUCUGGGUUUCUUACAUUUUUUUGUUACUACAAUCUAUAUUUAUAUAUAAUUAUACAAUGUAUAUUUAUAUAUAAUUAUUGAUACAUAACUAAUAAACUUUGGAAGAAAGCACAAGUGAAAGUUAUCUCUUAGAAAUUUACUUAUCUGUAUAUAAUAUUAUUUGUGUGUUUGUCUAUUAAGUUUUAUUUCUGUUUAGCAAAAACUUGAUGUAUUUCCACCUUGUGUCAGAAUUGAAAAAUCUCUUGGUCGCUGGUGUCAAGUAAACAUUUUCUUUGACAAAAAUCCUGUUCUAGAUGACUGAAAUACCAAGAAUUUUACUGCUUGGAAUGGAGGGGUCAGGAAAAUCACUUUUCAUGAAACGACUACAACAAGUUGCAACUGAAGGUUUUGAUACAAAUUUUAAAAGCAUACCCUCAACUGUCCCAACAGUUGGUAAUAAUAUUAUUAAUUUAACAAUGAGCAAAGGCGAUUACGAAUUUAGAGAAAUUGGUGGUUCAAUGGCUCCAAUAUGGGGGAAAUAUUUAAAAGAUGCUGAUGCCCUAAUUUAUAUGAUUGAUUUUUCAAACCAAUUUCAGAUUUCUAGUUCUUGUAUAAUGCUAUUAACUUUGUUGUCCAAUGAAGAUCUCAGCGAAAAGAAGGUCUUGCUUAUUUUUAACAAGAAGGAUUCUACAGGAACAAUAUCCCUAACAGAGCUUAAAAAAAUAUACAGACUGUCGGAUCUAUCACAGUAUGGAAAUUUUAGUUUAAAGGUUGUGGAAUGUAGUUGUGUUACCAAGUAUGGAUUUGAUGAUGUUAUUGAAUGGUUGGAAAAUGUUACUGUGCCACAGCUAUAGGCCGAUUUUUUUUAAAAGUCUAGACUGUGAGGUUUGGAAGAAUGUGGAAUAAGAGAGAGUAUGGUGCGUGAGUUAUAAAUAAAUAUCCUUUUAGCCAGUUCAUUAUUAUAAUAUUUUACAUUCUUCUAUAAACAAUAUUAUUGAAUAAAAAAUGAUUGGAAAAUUGCUAACUUCGUCAUCCUAUUUCUUAUUCUUAUGACAUCAGUGUUGACGCAACAGAAAACAUUUCUUAAUCUUUGCGAUACAAGCAAACGUUUUUUGAAUGAAUAUCACGCAAGACAUGUAUACAAAAUAUUUAUUAUUGCAUGAAAAGCAUAUGUCUAUGGUGAUAACUGCUCAAUCACUGAUUGAAACAGUAUGAAAAGCGUGGUUUGGCUAACCACGCUUUUCAUACUGUUUUACUGAUAUGUUGAAGAAAAAUUCAAAAUUUAGAAUAAAUAAAUUUGCCUACUUUCCAGCCUAGUUAACUAAAGCUUUCUCUCAGCUUACCAAAGUUAAUAUCCUCGUAUAAAAGAUGCAUAAUCUCUUAAUUAAAAAACUUCGUAAAGUAAAAAUGGAGAAAUAUUGAAACCUAAAACUAUUUUUUCCACAAAAUAUAAAGCAGACAAUUUUUGCAUUGAUGGUGUCCGCUUUAGAGAGAUUCCACAGUAGCAUGUCAGGCCCAAAUAAAUCGGUAUGGAAAGCAAUUUAUUAAGUCGAUUUUAUCAAAGUCGCCUAACCUGCCAUAUUUUUUCGGCUUUCUUCGAGGUGGUUAUUAUAUUUAUUUUCUUUUUCUUUAUAUUUAUUUUAUUUUUAUUUUAUUUUAAUUGUAUAUAACUGCUAUUGAUAAAUAAAUAUCUAUCUAUCCAUCUAGCCAUCUAUCUAUCUGUCUAAGACUUUGUCACUUAGGACUAACAACAGUGUGUCCAAUAUUUAAAUUUAUGUCGCUUUCCUUAAACAGGUAACCUGUCUGGUUUUCACAGGCCUAAAUUUCACUUCUUUUUGAAACUUUUCGUUACUUAGAGGCAAUGUUGUCAAGUUGUAAACUGCAAGCCGUGAAUACAAUAUUAAAAUGUAAAUCUUAGAAAAAAGUUAUUAAAAUUAAUAUAAUACGACAAU
Molecule: messenger RNA, 3366 nt
Organism: Hydractinia symbiolongicarpus
Lineage: Eukaryota; Metazoa; Cnidaria; Hydrozoa; Anthoathecata; Hydractiniidae
Product: ADP-ribosylation factor-like protein 16
Exons: 1
Coding region: 1729-2268 (179 amino acids)
Molecular function (GO): GTPase activity; GTP binding
Source: RefSeq, a predicted model, not a curated record